AUGGCAUGUCCUGCUCUGCUUGUGCUCUGCAUCUCUGCAUCUCUUUGCAUCUCUCUGCAUCUGUCCCGCCCGCCCCCCAUGUUCGGCCGCAACAACGCCGACUUCGAUGACUAUCCCUCGGCCCGCGCCCAGGCAAACGCAAACUCCCAUCAGCCCACCCGGCCGGUAGACAAGGACAAGACAGAGACAGAACUCUCGACCAGCAUCAAGAAGGCCACCAGCCCGGAAGAAACCGCACCCAAACAGAAACACGUCAGAAAGUGCAUCGUGUACACAUGGGACUACCACUCUUCCCUCUCUGUCUGGAAUGGACUCCGUACUCAGCCGAUCCUUGCGGACGAAGUGCAGACUUUCAAGGCUCUUAUCGUCGUCCAUAAGCUUCUCCAGGAGGGACACCCAGUGACUCUCAAAGAAGCACACGCACAGACUGGAUGGAUAGAAACAUGUGGGCGAACAGUGGGAGAUACAGGAAAGGGCUACGGCGUUCUUAUCAAGGCGUACACGUCCUUCCUUCUCGCCAAGUUGCGAUUCCAUCGUCACCACCCCGAGUUCAAUGGCUUGUUUGAAUACGAGGAGUACAUCAGCUUGAAGAAUAUUGAUGACCCUAAUGAGGGUUAUGAGACUAUCACAGACUUGAUGACUCUUCAAGACCAGAUCGAGUCUUUCCAGAAACUCAUUUUUGCCGCAUUCCGUGGAUCUGUCAACAACGAGUGCCGAAUCUCUGCUUUGGUGCCUCUCGUCAAGGAGAGCUUUGGCAUUUACAAGUUUAUCACUUCCAUGCUUCGUGCCAUGCACCGACGGACCGAUGCUGCCGAUGCUCUCUCUCCACUGCGAGAGCGCUACAACGCCCAACACUACAACCUUCGUCGCUUCUACUACGAGUGCAGCAAUCUCAAAUAUCUCACCGGACUCAUCAACGUACCCAAACUGGGACAGGAACCCCCCAAUCUCAUUGAUAAUGGAGUCGCCCCUGAACUUCCGGAGCGACCCACAACCGAUAAACGACCAGAACGCAAGGAAACCCCCCGCCCCCCUUCUUCCCCUCAGCCUACUCAAGGCGAGAUUGAUGAGCAGCGACGCAUGUUGGAAGAGUACGAGCGAAAGCAGUCGAAUCUCGUAUCCCAACGUGAAGCGGACCAGCGUCGCCAAGAAGAUGAGAAGCGACGGCAGGAAGCCGAAUACGCCGAGCAGCAGCGCUUGCAGCAAGAGCGCGAAGCUCAGGCUCAAGCGCAGCUUCAGGAGCAGCUGCUUCGCGAUCAGAUGAGCCAACAGUGGACCAAUCAGCAGGCCUCACAGGCGGCUCAGGUUCAGCAAGAGAUGCUGGCUAUGCGAGGUCAGUAUGAGCGUGAUCAAAUGCUCCUGGCACAGUACGACGGGCGAGUCAAGGCCCUCGAACAGGAGUUGGCCUCUAUCGGUAUGAACGUUGGAGGGCAAAUGUCUGCCAAAGAUGACCUUAUCGCUCAACUACAGCAGCAGAUCGAGUCUUGGAAACGCAAGUAUGAGGCGCUCGCAAAGCUCUAUUCUCAAUUGCGUGGGGAGCAUCUCGACUUGCUCAACAAGUCCAAGGGUUUCCAGCUCAAGGCCAACUCUGCCCAAGAGGCUAUCGACAAGAUGGAGAGAAUGGAGCGGGAUGUCAAGUCAAAGAACCUGGAGCUCGCCGAUAUGAUUAGAGAGAGAGACAGAGCCAGAUACGAUUUGGACAGAGUAAAGUCGAGUCACCGCGAAGAGACAGAUCGGAUCAAAAGAGACUUGGCAUUUGCCAACGAACGCGCCGAAGACGCCUCUCGCCACAAGAGUACAGAAGUCUCGGACAUCAUGUCGAGGUACAAUCGCCAGCUCACCGAGCUCGAGGAUUCGUUACGAUCUAAACAGUUGCAAAUCGACGACUUGCUUCGCAAGCUUGACGAAAAGCAGUCCGAGAUCCAGCAUGCUAUGGAUGAGAAGGACCAGGAAAUCAUGAUCAUGCAGGAAGGAAUGGACUCUACUCUGCAAGAGCUCAGUGAUCUCAGACAAAACCAAGGCGACACUUCCCAGGCGUUUGAUGCUCAAGUCGACACCCUUAUUCUCAAUCACCGCAGAGAUCUCAACGCCAUCAUCGAUUCUAUAUUGCAGGCGUCAAUGAAGAAGGUUGACGACGCUAUCGUCGUCCUGGAGGCCCCCAUGCAGACGGGCAACACCACCGCUACUCCAGAGUACACCCUGUCGAUGAUCGAGAAGGCAAUGACGGAUGCCACCGAGUUCGCCUCGACCUUCAAUCGUUACCUCACCAAGAGCGGCGGUACCCAUGUCGAUGUCAUCCGGACAGCCAACGAGUUCUGUCAAUCUCUUUGGGAGACCCUCAUCAGUACCAAAGGUAUCACCCGUUUCGCUGAGAACGAUGAGGCUUCCGAAAAGCUCAUCAGUAUCGCCAAGCAAUCUGGUGACACUGGAUACCGGUUCUUCUAUAACCUUCAGUCGUUCCGAUUGUUGGCUGGUGGGAAGAGUGAAGAUGCUGCUUUGAGAAACAACGCCGAAACCCGCAGCACCCUCUCCAAGCUGUCCGAUACGGUCGAGAAGUUUGUUCCCAAAGCAAAGACUGCUCUCAACCAGACUACUGGUGACAUUGGCGAUAUCGUUGCCAAUGAGAUGCAAAACGCGGCUCGAGCCAUUGAAGAAGCUACCCAGCGAAUCCAUGACCUUAUGAAUCGUCCCAAAGACGGUGAUAGGUAUGGCUCGCUCAAUACGGAGGUGCACGACAGCAUUCUCAAAUUCACCCUCGAGAUUGCCAAUGCCAUCGGUCGUUUAAUCAACGCUGCGAAAGACAGCCAGGAGGAAAUUGUGCGAGAAGGAAAGGGAACCAGCACGACCCAGCAAUUUUAUAAAAAGAACAACCGUUGGACUGAGGGUUUGAUCUCUGCCGCCAAGGCCGUCGCUUACGCUACGGGCCUAUUGAUCGAGAGUGCCGACGGCGUCAUUUCUGGCACCCACUCCUUGGAGCAGCUCAUCGUCGCUUUGAACGAAGUCUCUGCUGCCACUGCACAGCUUGUCGCUGCCUCUAGAGUCAAGGCGUCUCUUAUGUCCAAGACUCAGCAGGCGCUCGAAAUGGCCGCGAAAGCUGUCACGGAUGCGUGUAAGAAGCUUGUCAAGCAGGUCAAGCUGCUGGCCAACGCACAAGGAGACGACGAAGCUGUCGACUACAAGGCUAUGCCGUCUCACGAGUUCAAGGUCAGAGAGAUGGAACAGCAGGUGGAAAUCUUGAAGCUGGAAAAGGAUCUUGGUGCCGCGAGGAGGAGAUUGGGGGAGAUGCGAAGGGCAGGCUAUCACCAAGAGACGGACUAGAUUUGUAUCGGUUGUGGAAGAGGAUGCCAGCGUCGAUGUUCUUGGAGAAGGAGUUUCAUAAAGUUG
Molecule: messenger RNA, 3384 nt
Organism: Cryptococcus amylolentus CBS 6039
Lineage: Eukaryota; Fungi; Basidiomycota; Tremellomycetes; Tremellales; Cryptococcaceae
Exons: 11
Coding region: 1-3318 (1105 amino acids)
Biological process (GO): clathrin coat assembly; actin filament organization; endocytosis
Cellular component (GO): clathrin-coated vesicle; actin cortical patch
Molecular function (GO): clathrin-cargo adaptor activity; phosphatidylinositol-3,4-bisphosphate binding; clathrin light chain binding
Source: RefSeq, a predicted model, not a curated record